UCAUCCGUGACUCUUUGGAAGAUCAUGUUUCUGGAGUUGGGGUCAGGUGCCCCCUGGGCUACUUUCCAUGUGGCAAUAUCACAAAGUGUUUGCCCCAACAGCUUCACUGUAACGGUGAGGAUGACUGUGGGAAUCGGGCCGAUGAAGACAACUGUGAGGACAACAAUGGAUGGUCUCUGCAAUUUGAUAAACAUUAUACAAAGGACAAAUACAAUAAGCUGAAAUCUCUGUAUGCGUUUCAGACAAAGACCCCUGAGUGCUUGGCUGGUGCUGUGCCAGCAGAGUGUAUCUGCCAAGGGUUGGAGAUCUUCUGCGAUGCUGCCAAAUUGCGUGCUGUCCCGCAAGUCCCUUCAAACAUAACCGUAAUGUCUCUUCAGAGGAAUCUGCUAAGGAAACUUUCUGCUGACAUUUUCAAGAAAUACCAAGACCUUAAAAAUCUGUAUCUUCAGAAUAAUAAAAUCAGAGCUGUAUCUGAACGUGCUUUCAAAGGUUUAUACAACUUGACCAAACUAUACCUGAGUAACAACAAAAUAAUCAGUUUGAAGCCUGGUGUCUUUGAAGAUCUCCACAAGCUAGAAUGGCUGAUAAUUGAAAAUAAUAAGAUAAAUCGUAUCUCUCCAUUAACAUUUUACGGACUCAAAUCACUUAUUCUCCUAGAGAUGAUGAAUAAUUCUCUUGCUCGUUUGCCUGAUAAACCUCUGUGCCAAUAUAUGCCAAGACUAAACUGGCUAGACCUUGAAGGCAACCAUAUCCAUCAUCUAAGAAAUGUCACUUUCGUCUCCUGCAACAGUCUAACUGUACUGGUGAUGAGACAAAAUAAAAUCAGCUCUUUAAACGAAAACAGCUUUUCUUCUCUCCAGAUGUUAGAUGAAUUAGAUCUGGCUAGCAACAAGAUUGAAUCUCUUCCUCCACAUAUAUUUAAGGAUCUAAAGGAGCUUUCACAACUGUAAGGAUUCUUUUUUAU
Molecule: messenger RNA, 964 nt
Organism: Antrostomus carolinensis (chuck-will's-widow)
Lineage: Eukaryota; Metazoa; Chordata; Aves; Caprimulgiformes; Caprimulgidae
Product: relaxin receptor 1-like
Exons: 11
Biological process (GO): signal transduction
Cellular component (GO): plasma membrane
Molecular function (GO): protein binding; G protein-coupled receptor activity
Source: RefSeq, a predicted model, not a curated record